Molecule: messenger RNA, 2028 nt
Organism: Amphimedon queenslandica
Lineage: Eukaryota; Metazoa; Porifera; Demospongiae; Haplosclerida; Niphatidae
Product: sn1-specific diacylglycerol lipase alpha-like
Exons: 15
Coding region: 1-1920 (639 amino acids)
Biological process (GO): arachidonate metabolic process; diacylglycerol catabolic process
Molecular function (GO): lipase activity
Source: RefSeq, a predicted model, not a curated record
AUGCCUGCACUGGUUGCUUUUGGCAUGAAGUGGAGGAUAGGGAGCGAUGACUUGGUCUUCCCUUACUUUUUCUCGCUACUACUCAAACUCAUCUGGUUUCUCAUGACUAGUGUGUUAGUUAGUUUUAGUGGUAAGCACAGAUGCUAUGAGGAGAGUGUGUUCAAGUUCUACAUGUACACGCUAAUGUGCAUCCAGUUCCUAUCCUGCCUUGUCCAGCUAGUAAUCAUGUUUAUCAGUGGAGCUGGGACCAUUGCUAACCCUCGACCACGUCGCUUCAUUAAGUGGAUCAUAUACCUCCACACAUUUAUCUUUGUCAUUGAGUUCCUUUGGGAGAGUGUUGGGAUUGUCUGGGUUUUCGAUCCGGCUCUCUCGUGUGCUGCUUCACACUUUGUCCUCAGGAUGACUCGUUUUAUUUUAUUGUGGAACGUUGCAAUUUCCUUGAUAACAGCACUGAUUGUGUUGAGAGAGGUUGCUUCGACUCUUUGCAAAGCUUUCGAUAAUUAUCGUGGAUACGUUCCAUCUGAUUUAGUUGCAGGACUUUUACUGCUCAAGAAAAAACACAAAAAGCAAAGAGAAAUGGAAAAGAAUAGAGACUUCAAUUUGAAUUUGUCAAAAGAGAUGUCUGAUAAUAAUAUUGAGAAGAUCAUUCACUAUUAUAAGUUUGCAAUGGGAUCCUACGGAUGGAUGCUCUACAUUUAUACCAAAGGAUUCUUUGGGUUUCUGCAGUUGCUAGCAUCAUCAUUUUGCUCAAUUUUUUGCAGAUGUUGUUUAAAAAAAGAGCCAGCAGGAUUGCUGCAACAUACUAGCAUUGAAGGAGACAAUUUAUUGAAAUGGAGCACUCAAUCUGUGCUCAAAUGGACAAAAAUUUCUAAAAUGAAUCUGAUUCAUGCAAAAUUUAUUAGACAAGCAUAUUGUCCAGCUUAUAUAGUUGCUGUUGAUCACAUUGAGAAAAGUGUAGUUAUUGCUAUAAGAGGAACACUAUCAGUCUCUGAUGCAUUAGUUGAUUUGAGUGCUCAACCCAGUCUAAUUAUGAAAAAAAACAAUGCCAAUUACUAUGCACAUCAGGGAAUGAAAGACAGCACUUAUUCUCUUCAUAUGAAGCUAGAGGGAGAGGGCAUGCUACAAAAAAUUUUCAACAUCUACCCAUCAUACAGGUUGAUCAUAACAGGACAUUCUUAUGGAGCAGGUGUAGCUGCUUUAUUAUCAAUGCUACUGAAGCCAGUCUAUCCUAAUCUUCACUGCUAUGCUUUCUCUCCUCCUGGUGGACUGAUAAGCGAUGCAGGGAUUUCGUUCACAAAAUCAUUUAUUACAUCAGUUGUCCUUGGGACUGACCUUAUCCCAAGGCUAAGUUUGGAUAGCUUUCAGUUCUUUAGUAAAGAGCUGCUCCACGAAAUCAAAACUUGUAAGAAACCAAAAUUUUGGAUUUUCGUUACCAGCUUUGUUCGAUUAUUUGGACUGAAGAGGAAGGAGUCCAGCGAUACAGUACAACCAUUACUAGGAGCAAAUGAAAAAAUAGAAAAUGAAAGGACAGGGAGCAGGGAGAAGCUGACAGAAAAAAAUUUCAAAGAUGAAUUUGAUAGUUCACAAUCGGAAGAAGAGAUCUGUUUGACCGAUAGUGAUGGAUCCGUUGUUAAUGAUACAAAGGAACCUGCCGCCAACAGUCCUUCGGUUCCAAUGCCUUCUAAAAACAGGCCCAGGCUCUAUCUCCCUGGCAGAAUAAUUCAUAUUGAGAGAGAAAAACAAUCAGCAAUAAAACAUUGUUGUUGCUGUUGUUGCAAGAGUUCAAAUACAGAGGCUAGAGCAAGAUGGGGCCAGCAGUCGGAGUUUGUUCAUUUUCUCUGGGACGAAGACAUGGUCUCUGACCAUUUGCCAAGUUCACUUCUUGAAGCACUAGAAAGCCUUAAAAAAGAGUCGUUGUAGAAACAAGGAUUUAGUAAUUAAAUUAUUAUGACUGUGUUGCUUCACUGUAGCAUAAUAAAUAAUUAUUGUCACACUAAAAUUAAAAGCUUUAGAAACUUGAGCUGUAAA